Messenger RNA from Patella vulgata (common limpet), 1839 nucleotides. Its product is annotated as medium-chain acyl-CoA ligase ACSF2, mitochondrial. NCBI's taxonomy places the organism in Eukaryota, Metazoa, Mollusca, Gastropoda, Patellidae. The coding region runs from base 26 to 1699 and encodes 557 amino acids. The transcript is spliced from 2 exons. The record is from RefSeq and is a predicted model, not a curated record.
AAAGAUCUGAUUUCCUAGGUUAUUUAUGAUGGAGUCUCUGGAUGAACAUUACACCAUACCAAAGCGUUUAAAAUACUGGGCCAACAAACAACCAGACUCACAGGCUUUUGUUUACGUUGCUAAAGAUAAACCCAAAGCUGUUCUAACAUCAAAAGAAAUUUACGACCUCUCUGUGCAGUUUGGUCGUCGUUUGUCUAAGCUUGGUGUAGAACCAGGCAGUGUUGUUUGUAGUUUGAUUCCAGACUCUCCUGCAGCUCUGGUCGCCUACUUUGGAAUCCUGUGUGCGGGUUGUGCUGUCCAGAACGCAACUAUCCAAAUGUCUGAUGGAACAUAUCUUCUACGAAAUCUUCACAAGUCAAAAUGUCGAGCUAUAAUUCUGUCCUCAAGUCCUGAUGACCAAGCUAAUCGAAUCAUAUCUCAACACUUCAAUACUGUCUCUGGGAAUUAUGUCACCUCGAAACAAUUGCCUCACUUGAAGAGCGUAAUAUACACGAACUUGAAUCAUGGCACUGAACUAGGAUUCAUCUGGCAAGAAGGGAUAGAACUCACAGAUAAUUUUUAUAUUGAAGACGUUACUGUCAGUGCCAAUGAUGUUGUGGUUAUCAUGCAAACUUCGGGGACCACUGGUGUAUCCAAAUUAAUCCCGUUAGACCACACAUAUAUUGGUAGUAUUGAAAAAGGGUUUAAAUCUUUAUCCGAAUCUAUGCUUGCUCUGAGUCCCCCAAUUUCCCUUUUCGACCAACACAACAUUAGCUGGGUCUUGGGACUUCCCUUUUGGUACACAAUGUCUGGGGAUAGAACAAUCUUACUGGAUCGGAGGUUUAAAUCAGAGGACGGGCUUGAUAUUCGGUUUGUUAGGGAUAUCAUUGUGCAGGAAAAAUGUCAAAUUGCUAAAUUGUCAGUAGCAUCCUGCCUAGAGUUGACAAAGUUAAUUCAAAGGGAAUCGUCUGAUCACGUUACAUGGCCGUUGAACACGGUAUUACUUGGUGGUCAACCACUGAAAACGAACAUAUGUACGGUCAUCGGUACGCUAACUAACACGAUAUAUAAUUUGUAUGGUAGUACAGAAAUGGGACUCGUGAGUAUAAAGAAAAUUGACCAAGAAUCCGGAUUUGAGGAUUUUCAUACCGGAUCGCUAAUGGAAAUGGUUAAUGUGAAGAUAGUCGAUGAAGAUUUGAAGGAUGUCCCUACUGGGACUUAUGGGCAUGUUUUGGUUAAUAAACCUGGUAUCUGUAGACAUUAUGUUGGAGACGAAGAUGAUCUAAUGAAGUCGAAGUUUACAGAUGAUGGUUGGUAUCUUACUAAUGACUAUGGAUGUUUUACAGAAAAGGGAGAGUUAAUUAUACAGGGACGGUUUGAUGAUGUUAUUAUGAGAGGAAUGAAUUAUUUCCACCCAUCUUGGAUUGAGAAUAUUAUCAGAGGAUGUCCAGGAGUAGCUGAGGUCCUGGUUGUUAAAGUUCCAGAUGAAGCCUUAUUAAAUGAGAUUUGUGCCUGCUAUAUUCCCGAAAAAGGUUCCGAUACUUGCCCCCAGGACGUAAAGAAUUUUUGCAGGAUGACAUUUGUCAGUCAUGAUUCGAAUUAUAAAACAGCCUGUCCUAAGUACUUUCUACAAAUGGAAUCUUUCCCUUUAAAUAAAAAUUGUAAAUAUGACAGAAAGCUUUUAGAAAAAAAGGCUACUAAUUUGCUAAACUUGUUGUGAUGGAAAAAUAACUACGUGGAUUAUAAUAAUUUACGAUAAUUUUUACGUUACGUCAAAUUAUGUUUGCGGAUCGCAAUAAUUAACGCUAAUCAUUGUAUGUCAACUUAAAUGAAAUGAAAUUUAAAUUUAGUUAUAUCGAA